GACCAAAUCACAUUACACAUUAAAAAUGAGGGGCAAAAGAUCCAAACAGUACCGGAAGCUUAUGCAGCGGUAUGGACUCAGUUAUGGCUUCCGCGUACCAUAUCAAGUUCUUCUUGAUGCGCAAAUGAUCAGGGAUGCGGACAAAUUCAAGAUGGAUCUCGUAGGAGGACUGGAACGGACGCUCCACGGCGAAGUAAAGCCAAUGAUCACCCAAUGCUCGAUGCGCCAUCUCUACGCUGCGGCAUCAGAACCAGGCGUUUCCUAUCUCAUUGAUAAAGCAAAAAAAUACGAGCGAAGAAGGUGUGGUCACCGACCAGAAGAGUACCCCGAACCGCUGAGCACGCAGGAAUGUCUAGCUUCAGUAGUUGAUCCGAAGGGCAGCAAGACAAAUAAGAAUCGAUACGUUGUUGCAAGCCAGGAAUUGGAAGUACGGAAACAGAUGAGAGAAAUUCUAGGUGUACCGCUGGUGUAUAUCAAUAGAAGUGUCAUGAUUAUGGAGCCGAUGGCUGAGGCGAGUACGGACAAUAGGGAGAAGGAGGAACGGGUAAAGUUCAGGGCGGGAUUGAAAAGAGGCAGUGGCAGUCUCAAGAGAAAAAGGGAGGAUGGUGAGGACGAAGAAGAGAUGGCAGGGGCUGAAGGAGAGAUGGAUAUACCCAAGAAGAAGAAAAAGGCGAAGGGACCCAAAGGUCCAAAUCCUCUGGCUGUAAAGAAGUCAAAGAAGUCAACGGAAGAAGGAUCGAGCCCUUUUGAUCAGAAACAGAUCAAAGCAUUGGUUGUUGGAGAGUCAAAUCCAGAGAAGUCAGAUGGACCUGAACACGGUGCUAAACGAAAACGAAAGAGGAAGCCAAAGUCUGGGGCUGAGCGUGGAGGAGCUCUUGGGGCAGAGGUGGCUGAUAUGGAGGAUGAUUAGGUAGUUUGGGGUUACGGGAAGGGCGUUCUAGUGGUUCGGACUGUUAGAUUGAUAGCAAUCAAUAAAUACCCCGUAAAGAAGAGCUCUGGGGAUUCUGAACGGGCUAUUUCUCUUCCUCAAUAGCAAGGGUUGGCUAUUAUGAAUGCAACCAAGAAACUAUGGCAAGUAAAAGAAGAGAGUAUGAGAGUAAACGAAGA
Messenger RNA from Cadophora gregata, 1107 nucleotides. RefSeq lists its product as uncharacterized. The record is from RefSeq and is a predicted model, not a curated record. Bases 26 to 910 code for a protein of 294 amino acids. NCBI's taxonomy places the organism in Eukaryota, Fungi, Ascomycota, Leotiomycetes, Helotiales, Ploettnerulaceae. Gene Ontology annotation, molecular function: small ribosomal subunit rRNA binding. Gene Ontology annotation, cellular component: small-subunit processome; nucleolus. The transcript has 3 exons.